Boeremia exigua is the source of this 909-nucleotide messenger RNA. Its product is annotated as putative heavy-metal-binding-domain-containing protein. Bases 269 to 787 code for a protein of 172 amino acids. The record is from RefSeq and is a predicted model, not a curated record. Lineage: Eukaryota; Fungi; Ascomycota; Dothideomycetes; Pleosporales; Didymellaceae. The transcript has a single exon.
UUGCACUUGUCCGGGGCUUAGACAUUUAAGCAAGUCUUAGAUGGCAGCCUAGGGCGCGGCAUCUUCUUGAUCGUGUUUCAGGAUACGACCAACGUCAUGAGUGCAAUACCUUAUAGCUUCGAGAUCGCGCUGAUGGUUGAGUAUUCUCGUACUGCCUGUCCACAACGUAUACAACAUCAUACACAUUUAAUUCAAUUGUCCACUAUCACCACUCUCUGUAGCGCUUCAGCAACAAGCAAGCAGCCUUUUCAAAAAAACCAAAUCAACCAUGUUGACCAACCGCCGCUCAACAAUGCCGGUCAAGCAUAACCGGAUGCCCAGCUGGCACGCCGGAUCCAGGACUGCCGAUCCUCUGCAGAGUCAAGCUCUCCCGACAUAUACUAUCGACAACGUACCGCGCAGCCUCACACCCGCAAUCAUGACAUCAACAACACCAAGCUUGCCAGGCUAUAUCGUCACCCGCCUCAUCGGUGCCAUUCAUGGUACUGCCUCUCUCACACACAAAGUCCCCAAGUCCUUCAUCAAAUCGCUGUCUAGCAGUAUUGCAGGAUCUUGGGGCGAGGCAAAGCCCUUGACGCAGGUUCUGUACCAGGCAAGAGAUCAGGCUAUUGAGAGAAUGACCAAGGACGCCAUCGACAAGGGCGCGAACGCCGUCAUCGGCUUGCAGAUCAGAGAAACUGAGAUGAUGGGAUGUGUGGUCGUCAGCGUAAGCGCGACAGCGUGUCUGGUCGAGAAAGAGAAGGUGCAAGUGAAGAGGGACAGUGCUCAGGAGAGCCCUUUCGAAUGAGCAAGGAAAUCGACGCAGCAUUCGCUUCCGUUUCAUUUUAUGGGCGCUCGGGAAGUCUCUUGAGUAGGUUUGGAGAACUGCCCGUCGGCCAAUUCUCUAGGUAUGGUAAUAUGAGGAGAAGA